Messenger RNA from Balaenoptera acutorostrata (minke whale), 1372 nucleotides. Its product is annotated as EKC/KEOPS complex subunit TPRKB-like. Gene Ontology annotation, cellular component: nucleus; EKC/KEOPS complex; cytosol. Lineage: Eukaryota; Metazoa; Chordata; Mammalia; Artiodactyla; Balaenopteridae. Bases 293 to 856 code for a protein of 187 amino acids. Gene Ontology annotation, biological process: tRNA threonylcarbamoyladenosine modification; telomere maintenance via recombination. The record is from RefSeq and is a predicted model, not a curated record. The transcript is spliced from 6 exons.
CGGUGAGUCCUCGCCGAGCAAGAGCUGGAAGGGCGGGAACGGAAGACGCAGUCCCGGCACCCAUUUUCUAGACAACAGAUGUGAUUCUCGGCGUCCUCGUUUAUCGAGCGCCUCCCGAGGCCCGGCCCUGGGAUGCAGCCGGGCAAUGAUCGGCUUAGUCUCUCCCUGAUGUAUCAGCGGACGAUACAUCACCCUGAUAAGGCCGCGACUCACCAAAGUUGUGACAGAGGAGCUCGUGGAAUAGGGAGCUAGUCCUGGGUUGUGGGCGCGCUGAAUCCUGCUUAUCGAUGAAAUGCAGUUGACACAUCAGCUGGACCUAUUUCCCGAAUACAGGGUGACCCUUCUGUUAUUUAAAGAUGUAAAAAAUGCUGGAGACUUGAGAAAAAAGGCCAUGGAAGGUGCCAUUGAUGGCUCAUUAAUAAAUCCUACAGUGAUUGUCGAUCCAUUUCAGAUACUUGUGGCAGCAAACAAAGCAGUUCACCUCUACAAACUGGGAAAAAUGAAGGCAAGAACUCUAUCUACUGAAAUUAUUUUCAAUCUUUCCCCAAAUAACAAUAUUUCAGAGGCCUUGAAAAAAUUUGGUAUCUCGGCAAAUGACACUUCAGUUCUGAUUGCUUAUAUUGAAGAGGGAGAAAAACAAAUAAAUCAAGAAUACCUGAUAUCUCAGGUAGAAGGUCAUCAAGUUUCUCUCAAAAAUCUCCCUGAAAUAACAAAUAUUACAGAAGUCAAAAAGAGAGUUAUCACCAUAACUGCAAUUGAAACUUUUGACGUAUAUAAACUAUCUUCACAAGAAGAAAGUAUUGGGACAUUAUUGGAUGGUAUCAUUUGUAGAAUGUCAACAAAAGAUGUUUUGUGAAAUGACAGAAAGAUUAAAAAUUUUCAGCAAUUAUAAAAAACAUUCAUUAUUUUUUCCGGAUUAUAAAAUCUAUUAUGUUUGUUGUAGAAAAUUUUAAAACACAGAAUGGUAACAAAGAAAAAAAAAACACAACCAUUCCUGAUCCUAUCUCUUAAUAUUUUAAAAGAUAACCAUGGUUACUGUUAUUUGUUAUUGUCUUCUAGUCUUCUGUUUCUGUUCAAAUAUAUUUUAUUUUUAUGUAAGUGGAAUAAUUGCUAACAUUUAUUGGGUGUCUACAAUGUACUGAGUUCUUGUCUUCAUGACUUUAUAUCCCUCAGCUCAUAUUCCUGCACUUACUUCUGGCUACUCCAGCAUUGCUGUUCCAAGCCUCCUGGUUCCAAGUUUUUACAUGCAAGAAUUCAUUUAAUUAUCACAGCAUCAUAUGAGGCAGAUACUGUUAAUACUCCCAUUUUACACAAAGGCAACUAAAAGGUUGUAGAAGUAAUAAAUAAUUUGCCCAAGGUUUUACAGCUAAAA